CUUGAAACAUGACAAAAGUGUUUGUUGGGUUGCUUGUUUCUCCACGUGAAUCUGUGAAUUUUGAAGGCAAUUUUCCCAGGCAAUUUUCACCAUGCUCUCCAGCUUGAUAGCCCAGCAUCAUCAGAAAAUCAUACUCUUCGUAGAUCGCAUUGGCUGGGAGGAAAAACAGUGGAAAGCUAUCUCCAGGGCUCUGCUGGAGGAUUUAAAAGCCGAGAGGAUUCAGGAGGAUUUCCUUGAGAUCACAAACCACUUUAGUGAUAUUCGUAAGAGCAUAAAUUUUGAUGAAUUGGAGGGUUUUUCCGGAGGAAACACAAGUUUUGUUCUGUCUCCUGUCGCUUCUGUCUCCAAGCAAUUUGAUCUGGAGGAUUUCUUCAAGCUCAUCUCUAAAUUCCGGUCUUGCCAGUUUGUUAGGCAUGUAGUGAUGUUUGCCACGGAGAAGUACAUCCAGGAGAGAUUCAUUGUGCCUUUCCUGGAGCAUCUGGCUGAGGAAAUCGUGACGCUGGAGGGGAAAAAUGACUUGAAGAUUGUUUCCCGGAAACCUGGAGGUUCCGUCACGAAAAAGUCUUACAGCUUCACGAUAGAGAAUCACAGGAUCUCGACCAAAGAGUCUGCAAAAGAGGAACUUCCCAGGAUUCCCGACAUAGCGGCAAAUAUUGACAAUCUCGGGACGUUCAAGAUUGCCCUGAGCGAGCAAGAUCUCCUUGCCAGGAACAGACUAAUCCUGCCCUUCGAGAAGCAUCUCCUCAAUAAAAAUCCCCAGGAACCUAGUGAAAAUCCCGCCGGAAAGGUCAUUUACUACCCAGAAGCCGACGAUGACAUUGACGAGGAAGAUCCAGAUGAAGACUUAGAACUCUGACCGUUAUUUGAUACACUUUACACGAAAGAAAAAAUCUCAAUACGAUUUUACAAGAUCAUUUUCUUCACUCCCCGGAAAAAAAGGAUCUUUUGAAAAUGUCUUUAAACAUAUUGCGUGGUAAUUUAUUUUAUUAAAUUUUAAAUGGCACUGCAAUAUUUGAGAGAUUCCCUGGGGAAAAGGGAACAGAAACUGCGGAGAAUAAAAUUUCUUACAUGUCCUAAAAAA
Phlebotomus papatasi is the source of this 1081-nucleotide messenger RNA. RefSeq names its product elongator complex protein 5 (gene Elp5). Gene Ontology annotation, cellular component: nucleus; cytosol; elongator holoenzyme complex. Gene Ontology annotation, molecular function: tRNA binding. The coding region runs from base 92 to 856 and encodes 254 amino acids. Lineage: Eukaryota; Metazoa; Arthropoda; Insecta; Diptera; Psychodidae. The transcript is spliced from 3 exons. The record is from RefSeq and is a predicted model, not a curated record. Gene Ontology annotation, biological process: tRNA wobble uridine modification.